Messenger RNA from Closterium sp. Naga37s-1, 579 nucleotides. NCBI's taxonomy places the organism in Eukaryota, Viridiplantae, Streptophyta, Zygnematophyceae, Desmidiales, Closteriaceae. The record is from the annotation of a GenBank genome assembly.
AUGACACGAACCCCUCGUCAUCGCCAUCGCCCAUUCCCCCUUCCCUCCCCCCUUCCCUCCCCCCUUCCUCCCCCCUUCCCUUCCCCCUUCCCUUCCCCCUUCCCUCCCCCCUUCCUCCCCCCUUCCCUUCCCCCUUCCCUCCCCCCUUCCCUUCCCCCUUGCCUCACCUUUUCCCUUCCCCCUUGCCCCCCUUUUUCCCUUCCCCCUUCCCUCACCUUUUCCCUUCCCCCUUGCCUCCCCUUUUCCCUUCCCCCUUCCCUUCCUCCUUGCCUGGGGAGCGCCGCCACGUGUCUAUCGAGGGCGCUUGUAACGGGACGGCCUCCGCGCCGCGCAGCCAUCGGAGAUCUGCGCUUCACCCCCGCCCUCGCACGUUCCCACCUGCCUCUCCGCGCUCCCCCGCAACCACCUUCCGCCUCCAUCGCAGCGUCCGCCGCGCUCACGCAAACCGUGGUGCUGGCGGCGACAAGCACAAGCGCACACGGGAGCGACACGCGCAACGAGUGGAAAGCAUCCGCGCGCCACGGGGGUGGCGCAGGGGGGUGCGGAAGAGCCGAGAGCGGUGGGAGGUGCGUGCGAUGA